GGAGGAUGGGUUUCUUAGGUCGCCACAGCCGGGUAACAAAGGCAUAUUUUGUGUGGUGACUCUCCCCGCAGCUCUCACCAGCCACAGCACUUUUGGAGGAAUCUGGGGAUGGUGAUGGCAACGAGUUAACGGCCAUUUCUUCCUUCGAUACCGAUCUUCCCAAGCUGCCAUUUUGAGAGAGCUGGAGCCUUCGAAUUACCAGUUGGGAGCCGAUCGCGCCAACCUGGCUUCGACAAUCAAGAUGUUCUUAAUUCCUGGCAAAGCCUUGCUGCUUCUCUCAGCACUCACAAUCCCUCUGGCACACACCUCCUUCGUCUCAUUCCUUCCACAAUGCAUGCAAGACUGUAUCAAUCAAUCCCAAGAUGACAACUGCUCCGUCACAGAUGUAGCCUGUCUCUGUCGAGCCUCGGCCGGUAACUUUCUCCCCGACCUUAUAACCUGUACGCGCGACAGUUGCAAGAGCGACCUCGACAACGACCUCCUCUUGACCCCCUUACAAAUCGUCUGCGAAAUCGCCGGAGCGCCAAUCCCCGAGUCGACGAUUCUGAGUGUGGAGAAUCAGGCGAGCAGUCUUGAUGCUCAGAAGACUACGACUGUUACUGUAGGAGGGGCGUCUGCAACUGGGGGGAGUGAAGCAACGACGACUGUCUCGAUGACGGUUAUAGAAUCGUCGGUUUCUACGAAAAUUGUGACGAAAACUCUGUCUGGGGAAACGAUUUAUGUGGUCUAUCCCAUUACGGUGGGGAGUAAGACUACUGUUUCUGGCAAACCAUCGACAGUCACCUCGAUUUCAAUCAAGGGUACAGGACGGUCUCCUUCUGGGACGGCAUCGGAUUCAGCGUCGAGCACCACGACUCUCAUGACAAGUGUUCAAGCGGCUGAAACGAGCUCUUCUGGCUCAGCUAGGAGGCCGUCGACGGAUCCUGAGGUUACGAAUAGUUCGCCCUUCACGACUACCAACAAUAAUGGAGCGAGCAAGGAAAUUGUUGGCAGCCUGCUGGGUUUUAGUGUCUUCUUGAUGGCUUGUUGCUUCUGGUACUGAUCAGAUAUUAAGGGGGGUGGUUUGAGAUGUGUAUAGGUGUUAUGUUAUUAGCUUGGUAAUAUAAUAUCUGAAUCAAGUCGA
Hyaloscypha bicolor E is the source of this 1123-nucleotide messenger RNA. RefSeq lists its product as uncharacterized. The transcript has a single exon. The record is from RefSeq and is a predicted model, not a curated record. The coding region runs from base 242 to 1042 and encodes 266 amino acids. NCBI's taxonomy places the organism in Eukaryota, Fungi, Ascomycota, Leotiomycetes, Helotiales, Hyaloscyphaceae.